AUGGCGGCGGCCAGCGCGGUGCGGGCGGUCGGGCGCCGCUCCCGGCGGCUCUUCGAUAUCUUCGUGGCUGAGAUUCCCUGGACGGUGUCGAGCAAGGAGCUGAAGGAGUACUUCUCCCAGUUCGGGUCGGUGCAGAGGUGCCAGCUGCCUUUCAACAGAGAUACAGGCUUUCACAGACGUUAUUGCUGGAUUAAAUUCUCAACUCCAGAAGAAGUUCAGAAUGUGUUACAGAAGGACCCCCACAUUCUUGAAGGUUCCAAGCUCGCUCUCAAACAGCAGAUCCGUAGAAGACGCAGUCAAAGGAGUCAGAGUGAGUGAGUGGUGGAAGGAGGCUUUAUUUCACUAA
Messenger RNA from Melozone crissalis (California towhee), 346 nucleotides. RefSeq names its product SRA stem-loop interacting RNA binding protein (gene SLIRP). NCBI's taxonomy places the organism in Eukaryota, Metazoa, Chordata, Aves, Passeriformes, Passerellidae. The record is from RefSeq and is a predicted model, not a curated record. Gene Ontology annotation, molecular function: RNA binding. Bases 1 to 318 code for a protein of 105 amino acids. The transcript has 4 exons.